This is a messenger RNA of Lethenteron reissneri (Far Eastern brook lamprey), 6321 nucleotides long. RefSeq lists its product as uncharacterized. Gene Ontology annotation, cellular component: plasma membrane. Gene Ontology annotation, biological process: homophilic cell-cell adhesion. Gene Ontology annotation, molecular function: calcium ion binding. Lineage: Eukaryota; Metazoa; Chordata; Hyperoartia; Petromyzontiformes; Petromyzontidae. The record is from RefSeq and is a predicted model, not a curated record.
AUGACCUCGGCUUCCGAGCCUUCACCGCCCGUGCUGGCUACGCCUGCAACGAUGCCAACGGCGCUAUCCGCGGCGUCCGCAGCAGCAUCGGCAGCAUCAUCUCACGCAACUCCAGCGGGCAAAAGUGAGGCGUCGCCACCGCCGCCGGCGGCCCUGUCGGAGUCAAAUCGACGGCCGUCACCUUCGCCCGCCGCAUCGGCGCCGGCUCCUCCGCCGUCGCCAGCCUCCCGCUCACCGGCGCGGUCCCCGCCACGGCUCCCCGUCCCGUCGGCAAGCUCGCCGCCCGCGGGCCGCCCCCCGAAGACGCGGACGUCCGCGGCCCGGCCGCCCCCCCGCGGCCGCGCGGCGCUGCUGCCGCUGCUGGCGCUGCCGGCGCUGCUGGCGCUGAUCGACCGGCGGCAGCUGGGCCCGUCGCCAUGCUCGGCGAGCGGCGCCGACGCGCAGCUACACUACCGCGUCAACUACCGCCUGCGCGAGGAGAGCCCGCCGGGCACGUUCGUGGGCGCGGCGGGCUCUGACUCGGGCCUGUCGCGCGUCUCCAGUGGCCUCGACUACCGCAUCAUCUCGGCCGGGCCCGGGGAGCGGCGCGGCCGUCCGGAUGGGGACGCGGGCGAGGGCGGCGGCGGCGGCACCCUCUUCCGCGCCGACGCCAGGACGGGCGACAUCUACACGGGGGCGGCGCGCCUCGACCGCGAGCUCGUCUGCGGCCGGGACGCCGGGCGACGGCGUCUGGGCCGGGACGUUGGCCCCGGCGCGCCCGGCCCGAGCGCGGACCGCUUGGGUGAGCGCGAGGACCGGGCGGAGCCGAAGAGGUCGAGCGGAGGGGGGGCGGAGGGCGCGGGCCGCCCGGCCGGAUUGCGGGCCAGGCGGGACGUCGGCCACGGGAUCCGGGAGCUCGGGUGCCCGACGGGCGUGCGGCGCUCGCUCCGUUCCGAGGGCGCCGUCGGCAAGCGCUCCGGGAGGGACGCUCGCGAGCGCACGUACGGCACGGGAGACCGGAGUGAAGGUGCUGCCGGGGACGCUGAAUGGGACGAUUUUAACGAUGAUGUCAAACGGCACAACACCGUCGGCCGCAAUAAAGGGAGACGUUCUGGACACAACGUCCUCGGCAGCGAUGGGUUUAAUAACCGGCGUAUGGGGGACGAGAGCACAAGAUGUCACAGUGAUGCCGAUGGUGCUGGGCAGCAGGUUCUCAACAAAGCCCACCCUGGGCCUUUCGUAAACAACCUCUACAGACACCGCCUUGGCCGUGACGACAAUCGCCAGGCCGGAGGGCGCGCGAGCCACAGCGGCGACAACGUGGCGCACUGGCCGGCCGGGAGAGACGGCGGCGGUGGCGGCGAUCGCAGAGCCAGGAACGUCACCCGCGGCCACGACAACCGGGCGCCCAUCAAUCGCGCGGGCCGCGGCGCACAUGGCAAGGUGCGGGUCGGUCGUCAACUCGCAGCCUAUGGGCACGAUGACUACGACGACGCCAGCACGAGCGACAAGGACGACGACGACGACAGCAGCUGCUUCUUCGACCUGCAGAUCGUCGCCACACCCGAGCAGCCGGACCCCUUUUUCGCACUCCUGGAAGCGCGCAUCUUCAUCAUCGACGUCAACGACAAUUCUCCGACGUUCUACGAUGAGGACUCGUCAUCCACGCUGCUGCGCGACGCUAUCUUCUCGCUCGCCGUGCCGGAGAACUCCCCCGCGGGCCUCAGCCUGGCUCUGCCCCGCGCCUGGGACCCCGACGCCGGCUCCAACGGUGCCGUGAGCUACAGCCUCGACUUUGACGACGGCGACGGCGGCGGAGGCGUCGGCGGCAGCAGCGGCGGCGCCGCCAACGACGACGAGCUGGCGCCCGCGAAGGUGUUCGAGCUCCGUGUUGGACAAGAGGAUGGAGGAGGAGGCGGCGUGACAAGUGGCCCCCCGUACCUGGUGGUGCGCACCCCCCCGGACCGCGAGCGGCGCGACCGCUACUCCCUGUGGCUGCACGCGCGCGACGGGGGGACGCCCCCCCACGAGGCGGCCACGCGCGUGCACGUGCGCGUCACCGACGAGAACGACAACGCCCCCCGCUUCACGCAGAGCCAGAUGACGGUGGAGAUCCCGGAGAACUCGCCGGUGGGGACGCCGGUGGUGCGCGUGCAGGCCAGCGACCCCGACGAGGGCGAGAACGGAAAGGUCCAGUACCGCCUCGCAUCCUGGUCGUCCUCCUCCUCGUCGUCCCAGCCGAUACCUCCGAUGUCGUCGUCGCUGUUGUCUCUCGCAUCAUCGUCCUCGUUGACGCCUUCGUCCUCCUCCUCCUCCUCCUCCUCGUCGCCGCCGUCGUCGGUCAAGCCUCGUCGACGGCCGGACACGGCUCUGUUCUGGCUGGAUUCGUCAUCGGGCCUCGUCGUCGUGUGGGGCCUGCUGGACCGCGAGGAGGCGGACAUCCACCGCUUGGUCAUCGUGGCGACGGACUGUGCGCCUUCGCGACCGGCGAGCGCCACGGCCACGCUCACCAUCAUCGUGGGUGACGAGAACGACACGCCGCCCGAGAUCGAGCUGCGCAUCAUCGCCCGCACCGAGGGGGACGCCGUGACGGCCGAGGACGCGGACGACGACGACGACGGCGGCGACGGCGAGGUGAGAGGAACGGCUUCGGCGGCGACGGUCGUCGUCUCGGAAGCAUCCCCUCCGGGCUUCCCCAUCGCGCUCAUCUCGGUGUCGGACCGCGACUCGGGCAGCGGCGGUGUCGUCUCGCUGUCCAUCUCCCUCGACGGCGACGAGGAAAGCGCCGGCAAGGACGACGGGGAUGAGGCCAGCGCCGCCGCCGCCGAUCUGCCGUUCCGGGUCCGGCGCCUCCCGCCGUCGCCCGACCGCUACCUGCUGGAGACGGGCGUGGGGCUGGACAGGGAGCGGCGCGAGAGGCACGUCGUGCGCGUCGUGGCCAAGGACUCGGGCGUGCCGCGCCUCUCCAGCACGGCCGUCGUGUUCGUGCGCGUCGCGGAUGCCAACGACAACCCGCCCGCGUUCCCGCGCCUAGUAUACGAGGCCGCCGUCGCGGAGAACGGCCCGCCGGGCUUGCGCGUUGCCUCGGUGACGGCGACGGACGCUGACGUGGGCAAGAACGGCGCCGUCGUCUAUUCCAUCGAAAGGGUGAUCGCCCUGAGGAUGGGCGCCGGAGGGGCCGACACGGCCGGAGGCGGCGACGCGACCGCCUCCCGGGCCGCCGACGCCGCCGGCACCGUGCGCCCCCCUACCGUCGUACGGCCCUCAUUGUCGGCCUUCCGCAUUGAGCUCACGACGGGCCUGGUGACCGCCUCGCAGAGCCUCGACCGGGAGGACGCCCCCGGCGGCUACGCUCUCGCCGUUGUCGCGAGGGACCGGGGCGUCCCGCCGCUCUCGGCGACGGCCACCGUGAUUGUGCGCAUCCUCGACCGCAACGACAACGCGCCGCAGUUCGAGCUGCCUGAUUUCCACUUCUACGUCCGCGAGAAUCAACCGGCCGGCAACAUCAUCGGCCGCGUGUCCGCGUGGGACCCCGACGAGGGUGACAAUGGGAAGCUGGAGUAUGCGAUAACCGUCGUAAACGGGGAGGAGUUCGACAAGAACGACGCCAAGCAUCGCGCGGAGGUCUGGGACCAGGAUCCGAACCGGCACGCGGCCGACGACGGGGAAUCGACGUCGUUGUCUUCGCUGUCCUCCUCGUCGUCCCAGCAGCCGUUGUUUAGCAUCGAUCCUGACACGGGGGUGAUCCGGGCCGGGUUCUCCUUCGACCGCGAGAAGCAGCACUUCUACACGCUGGAAGUGCGCGCGCGCGACCUCGACCAGACGCCCACGUCGCGCCUCAGCUCCUCGGCCCGUGUCUUCAUCCACGUGGUGGAUGAGGACGACAACGCCCCCGAGUUCCUCGCACCCAAGACCAACUCGACGUUCGUGUUCGUCGAGACGACGGGGGGCGCCGUGCCGGGCACCACCGUCUACCCCGUCUCAGCCAUCGACCCAGACUCCCUGCCGCCCGUGCCUCGGCGCGAAGACGUGGCGGCCGCGGUCGUGGCGGCGGCGGAUGAGACCAAGUCGGCAUCGUCGUCGUCGGCGACGUCCACCGCCAAGUCUCCGAUGGCGCCGAUGCAGUACUCGAUCGAUGGCGGGAACCCACGGGGCCUCUUCGCCAUCGACGCUCGCACGGGCCUCGUGACGGUGCGGGAGGCGCUGACGGACGAGCAUGCGGGUCUGCACCGCCUGGUGCUGUGCGCCCGCGACACGCGGCACCGGGCCGUCGCGCUGCUGCACGUGUUCGCCAACGCAACGCUGGACGACGUGACGGCCGUCAACCGCCUCAUCACGCGCAGCCUCGCCACGCCGCUCUCCAAGAACGUGUCCGGCCUCGGUGGGCCGUUGGGCUUCGACGACGACGGCGACGAAGACGGCAAGCAGAGCAGGCUGCUGCUCGUGGCCGCCGCCCUCGCCCUGGCGGCUGUGCUGGCUGUAGUGGCACUGCUGGCGCUGCUGGUCGCCCUCGCGCACCACUGGUGCCGCUGCUGCUACGUCUGCCGCUGCUGCUGCCGCUACAAGAAGGAGCACCGCGGCAAGCGCAAGUUUUGCGGCGGCGGCGUCGGGGGCGGCGGCGGGCUGGCACAGGCGGCCGUGGAUUGGCCCAUCUCCAACGAUGACAAGAGCAUCGGCCACGCUGGCAGGCGGGACAAGGGCGAACGAGGGAUCACGGUAGCCUGCACCAUCCUGGGCCACGAGGGGGCGAGGGACAAGCAAGCAUCACUCGCAGGCAUUGGCAGAAGCACAAGAGGCUGCAUCGGCCGCAAGGCCAAGAGGAAGGAACGUCGCCGAGAAGAGGGGGGAAGCAUGGCCGUCGCCUUCAGCAUCGCCAUGGAGGCACGCGGGCGGCACGGCGGCUCGGUGGACAGCCCGGGAGGCUGGGCCGGCCCCAAUGGACACUCCGUCUAUGGGGUCACCGCUCAGGGCGGUGGCGAUGCCGACCCCAGGGCACCGUCGCGCUCGCCGUCCCCACCGUCGCCGCCGCCGUCCUCCUCCUCCCCGUCGGCGUCGUCCUCCUCGCCGUCCCUGCAGUUCCCGGCGGUGCCCGGUGGGCCCAGCCCGGUCAUCCACAGCCCCCGCGCCGCCCUCGAGUUCCCGGGCGUCGUGCAGGAGCUGCCGGCCGCCAACACGUUUGUGUCGGCACGCGCCGCCGUCCGCACCCCUGGCCAGGCCGGCCCGAGCCCCCCAUGCGCCCGCGAGCCCGGGGACUCCGUCACCGAGUGCGGAGGCUCCAAGUCGGUCUGCCGCAACGCGGCGUGCGACUGCUUCGAGGUGCGCGGCGCGGGCGACAACGACCGCAGCCUGCGCCGCCACCACCACCAGCAGCGCCAGCCGCAGCCGCAGCAGCAGCAACGCCACGAGGAGCGUAUGCCGCACCACCGGCUCGAGAAUCACUUUGGGUGCCAGGCGGCCGACGUGCCCGCGGGCGCCGCACGGGAACUCUCCGACUUGGCCGCCAAGAGCUCUGGCGAUGACCUCCUUGGGUCCGAGAGCCUGGGAGAUGGGGGGAAGGUGACCGUCAUGAUGAUGAUGGUGAGAGACGGGGAAAGGAACCUCGCGGAAGAUUGCACCGGCCACGUUCACGAGAAGGCGGCGGGCGAGAGGCGCUCGCCCACCCCCAGGGCCCAGGACGGGGGGGCCGGCGACGCGCUGGAGGCGGCCGCGGCGGGAGCAGGAGGAGGAGGGCCCCGCAGCUUGCAACGGAGCACUCCCGAUGGCAGCAUCGGCGAGGCCGACACCACAGAGCACGCGCUUGCCGACGGGAUGACGAUGGCGACGUCGCGCUGCACCUCGGACUGCCGGAGGUUCGGGCACUCGGACCGCUGCUGGAUGCCCAACACCGCCACCCCGGGCGCGCUUUGCCGCGGCAUCCCCAGCGCCUCGAGCCCAGCCGCUCUGCUGUGCCCCCUCGCCUCGUGCCCUCCCGCUCCUCCUCCUGCUCCGGGCCGCCAGCCGCCGCCCCCCCACGCGCCGCGUCCCUCGGGCGCUCCGCGGUGCCCCCCUGCUCUGCCCGCCGCCGCCGCUCCCGGGGGCCCCGCGCGCUCGACGGAGCCGCCCGCGCCCCGCGCCGCCUUCCCUCCCCCCGCGCACGGCGAGCGCCCGCGCGCCCCGGCGAACCUCGGCGCCGUCGCCGCCGUCCACGGUGAGGGGGCGGCGGGACGGGGCCCCGGCGAGGCCGCGGGGAGCCCCGCGCGCGCCCAGCCCGACGCGUUCCUCGUCCGCAAAGCGUCGCUGGGCGGAGGGGGGCGCGACGAGGCGGCCGCCCCCUUCCCACGCUGCGACGAGCACUAUUUGUAA